Aspergillus wentii DTO 134E9 is the source of this 975-nucleotide messenger RNA. RefSeq lists its product as uncharacterized. The transcript has a single exon. NCBI's taxonomy places the organism in Eukaryota, Fungi, Ascomycota, Eurotiomycetes, Eurotiales, Aspergillaceae. Gene Ontology annotation, molecular function: dioxygenase activity. The record is from RefSeq and is a predicted model, not a curated record. The coding region runs from base 1 to 975 and encodes 324 amino acids.
AUGCAAACUCGAUACGUCGACCGCCCGAUUCCCCAAAUCUCGCUGCGGGAUUUCGACCAUCGCAUCGACGAGAUAACAGCAGAGCUAAUCCAUGCCGCUGAAAAUGUUGGCUUCUUCACACUGAUCGACCAUGGCAUCCUCGUCCAAGAUAUCGAAGCCAUUUCCGCGACGGCAGAAUGUUUCUUCAAUCUCCCCGACAACGUCAAGGCCACUGUGCCCUGGAACCCGAAUAAUGUUGGAUGGGAGAAGAACUCACAAGUGCGUCCGUCGACAGGCCAGCCCGAUACAAAGGAGUCGUACCAGCUGCAAUUUGGCGAGAACAUGACCGACCUAUGGAUGGGUGAUGAGCACCUCCCGGGGUUCAAAGAGCAGUCGUUGGACUUUAUGCAUCAUGUUCAGGAAGUUUCCGAGCGACUAAUGAGAUGCUUUGCACGGGGCCUUGGAUGUCCAGAAGACCUCUUCAUCAAAUGUCACGACAUCAAACGGCCUAAUGCGCAGACGACGAUGCGCUUACUGCAUUACUUUGCCCUGCCCGAAAAACCCGACGGCAAAACCUACCACCGUGCAGGUGCACAUGCCGACUGGGACUUCCUGACCCUGCUAUUCCAAAGAACCGGGCAGAGUGGUCUGGAGAUCUGCCCCGGCCGCGAAGUAGUGACCGAAUUUGGCAUCGGUGACGAAUGGACCAAGGUUGAGGCAAGAACGGGGGACAUUGUCUGUAACAUUGGAGAUUUGCUCAUGUCGUGGUCAGAUGAUCGCUUUAAGUCAACUUUCCAUCGGGUCAAGGCUCCUUCGGAGGAGGGAGAUUACUAUGGUCAUCGGUUCAGUAUUGCAUAUUUCAACCAGCCGUGCAAGGAUUCGCUCAUCCAGGGACCGUUGAAGAAGUAUCCGUUGGUGACAGGGGAGGAGUUCACGGCCAAUGCGAUGAAGAGGAACUUUGCAGCGUUGCAGGAGAAGCUGAAAGAAUCGGCCUAG